UCUUCGCUCAAACCCUAAUGUCUACACAUCGUUGUGAAAUUGGUGUUUAGAAUCAUUUCCUUUUUUCGUUUUCCCCCAAAUUCUAGCUGAUUUUUUUUUAUUUAAUUUAAUCUAGCUCUGAGCUGCCGCAGAUCGUUUGGCGAGAGGAGGGAAGGUCCGAUUCCGGCUGUUCGAUACAUGAUUUUUGGGGGAAAUUGCUGCCGGAGGCUCGACGGAGCUGAGCGUUGCCGUCGGUGUGAUUCAUGGCGUCCGCCGUUCUAGCGAGCCAGAAUGAAACGAGCUGGAGCCACAUGGGAAAGACGCAGUUCGUGAAUCCUCACGUCAAUUCAAACCCUCACCCUAAUUUUAAGAAGAAGCAGAAGCAAUUCCACCACCCGUCUGCAACGAACGCCGCCGCCCCUCGUUAUCGUAGCAACGUCGAUUUGCCGGCCGCGACGCAGACGGCGUCCGAUGAUGCGUAUUCCUUCAACCAGGCCCCCACACCUCGUGAAGCGGGGAAUUACGGCGGCUAUUUGACCUUCAAUGUCUCGACGUACACGAAGUCGAAGCUGCUGGAGCUCCGGAAACGCCUCUCGGCCGAGCUCGAUCAGAUCCGUGAUUUGCGAGAUCGGAUUGAGUUUGGUCGGUUCAACAAUGUUGAAACCCCUAGAUCUCAACCGAAAUCGAAGAAAUUUAGCGGCAGCAAGCGUCCUGGCCCUGCGAUUGGAUCCGCCCCCAAGAAUUUUGUCAAUGAAUUUGACAAUGGCUCUUUCGAGGCGGUCAAUUUUGGGGAUUUGUUGAAGGAAUGCGAGAAGAUCGUCAAUAAAUUGAUCAAAUGCAAACACGGGUAUGUUUUCAAAGUUCCGGUGGAUGCAAAAGCUUUCCAGCUUCACGAUUACCACGAUAUUGUGAAGCAUCCCAUGGAUCUCGGCACCGUGAAAGCGAAUCUGGCAAAAAAUUUAUACCGUACGCCUGCAGAAUUCGCCGCUGACGUUAGGCUGACUUUUAACAAUGCGUUGCUCUACAACCCUAAGUCGGAUCCUGUUAACGCGAUGGCCGAGGAAAUGCUGAUGCGGUUCGAGGAGCUGUUCAAGCCGGUGCAGGAGAAGCUCGACAAGCGGCUUGAGAAGGAGCCCCGCGAGUUCAACAUCAACAAUGAUUUCCCUUUCCGUGAGGUUGAGGAAUUGCAGGGGAGCUCUUGGAACAACAAUGGUUCUCAGAUUCUAUCCGCGAAGAAGAAGCCGAAAGCUAGCCAUGUUCCGGUUUCCCACAUUAUGAAGAAGUCUGAAGGAAUGCAUUCGUCCAUGCAAGCCCAUUCUAGUGCCUCAACGCCUUCUAAUCCGCCUCCACCGCCGAUGAAUCCACCGGAGCCGAUGCCCCCUUCGCCGGUGAGAGCUCCUCCUCUGCCCGUAGCAAAGGAGCAAAGAAGAGUAGUGGCGCCCAAGCUGCCGAAGCCGAGAGCUAAGGAUGUGAAUAAGAGAGAUAUGAGUAUGGACGAGAAGCAGAAGCUGGGACUUGGGUUGCAGAGUAUGCCCCAGGAGAAAAUGCCUCAGUUGGUGCAGAUAAUCAGGAAGAGGAAUGAGCAUUUGGCUCAGGAUGGCGAUGAAAUUGAGCUUGAUAUUGAGGCUCUUGACACGGAGACGCUGUGGGAACUUGACCGCUUUGUGACGAAUUGGAAGAAGUUGGUGAGCAAGACAAAGCGGCAAGCGUUGAUGAUGAACAACAAUCCAGCUCCCACCAGUCCUGUUACCGAUGCUGAUAUGGGUGCAAUGAGUGACAAGAAUGAUGACCUGGGUAAGAAGAUGAAAGACGAGGAAGAAGAUGUGGAUAUUGAUGAUGAUAUGCCGGCAGCGAGCUUCCCUCCCGUGGAGAUCGAUAAAGAUGAAGGGCUAGGUGGCGGUGGCGGUGAUGCUGAUGAAGGGCUUGGUGGAGGCGGUGGUGGUGGUGGCAAUGCCAGCAGUAGCUCGAGCAGUUCUGGCAGCUCGAGUAGCGAUUCAUCAUCCUCGAGUGAUUCAGAUUCAGGGAGUUCCUCUGGUAGUGAAUCAGACGCAAAUGAUGCACAGUCUUGACAACUGUUUGAUCAAAUCUGAAUGAAUUCAAUGAUCGGCAUUUGGUUGCUGUAAUGAAUGAGCAUAUUUGUUCAUGAGGUAUAAUGGUGUUAAGUAGUGUGGCUUGUAGUAGCUUUCUUGCCAUUUUAGUAAUGUACAUGAGCAUGAGCUGAAUAUAUUUGAAAUUGGCUUUGCAGAAUGGCAAAUGAGGCUGUUGUUGUAGUUGCUGGAUGAAGAAAGAAAAGACUAAAUGUUGGGUUUUUUUUCUCCAAAGAAAGUGGUAGCUUAAGCUUAGGUGAUGAUGAACAGAUAUUAUUGUUAAAAUCGUGUAGAUAGUUUGGUUAGGUUAACUUGUACAGUUUUUAUCUCCCCCAAAAAAUGGAAGAAAGCUAUUUACUGCUAUUGUUAUUCA
Molecule: messenger RNA, 2439 nt
Organism: Salvia hispanica
Lineage: Eukaryota; Viridiplantae; Streptophyta; Magnoliopsida; Lamiales; Lamiaceae
Product: transcription factor GTE2-like
Molecular function (GO): protein binding
Source: RefSeq, a predicted model, not a curated record